Messenger RNA from Cryptomeria japonica (Japanese cedar), 1706 nucleotides. Its product is annotated as dihydropyrimidine dehydrogenase (NADP(+)), chloroplastic. Bases 169 to 1449 code for a protein of 426 amino acids. NCBI's taxonomy places the organism in Eukaryota, Viridiplantae, Streptophyta, Pinopsida, Cupressales, Cupressaceae. Gene Ontology annotation, biological process: thymine catabolic process; uracil catabolic process. Gene Ontology annotation, molecular function: uracil binding; dihydropyrimidine dehydrogenase (NADP+) activity; iron-sulfur cluster binding. The record is from RefSeq and is a predicted model, not a curated record. The transcript has 7 exons. Gene Ontology annotation, cellular component: cytoplasm.
ACAGAUCUCGUUAAUUGACAGAGACUGCGACGUGUUAAAUUCAUUGCGUUUGCCUACUUUGUCUUCUUUUUAAAGAAUCGAAUCACAAAAAGCGAGGAAGUUAACAUUUAGUUUACCGUACUUGGCAUUGGGCUUGGUUUAGUUUUGACAGAAAAGUGGUGUGUUGCAAUGGCAGGGAUGGGUUUGAAUGUACAGAAAAUUAAUGGAGGAACGAGGACUUGUGGCGUGGCCAGUGUAACAAAAAUAACACCCGCUUUCGGACAUGGAAGAAGAAAAGCGUUGACGAUCCGAGCUUCACAGAGCAAUAGUGAGCCCGAUUUGAGCGUCACUGUCAAUGGCCUACAGUUGCCGAAUCCCUUCGUCAUCGGCUCCGGGCCACCUGGUACAAAUUACACUGUCAUGAAACGGGCUUUCGAUGAAGGCUGGGGUGCCGUCAUUGCUAAAACAGUAUCUCUGGAUUCGAGUAAAGUCAUCAAUGUGACUCCACGAUAUGCUCGUCUACGAGCAGGUUCUAAUGGUUCAGCCAAAGGAGAAGUCAUUGGAUGGGAAAAUAUUGAACUUAUCAGUGACCGACCAUUGGAGAUUAUGUUGAAAGAGUUUAAACAGCUGAAGAAGGAAUAUCCUGAUAGGAUUCUCAUUGCUUCAAUUAUGGAGGAGUAUAAUAAAGCUGCUUGGCAGGAGCUCAUAGAACGAGUAGAAGAAACUGGAGUUGAUGCAAUAGAGAUUAAUUUUUCUUGUCCUCAUGGGAUGCCUGAACGCAAGAUGGGUGCAGCUGUUGGUCAAGACUGUGGCUUAUUGGAGGAGGUUUCUGGUUGGAUAAAUGAGAAAGCUACAGUCCCUGUUUGGGCAAAGAUGACUCCAAACAUCACAGAUAUUACUGAGCCAUCCAGGGUGGCAUUGAGGUCGGGGUGUGAAGGAAUUGCAGCCAUUAACACAAUAAUGAGUGUAAUGGGGAUCAAUCUUGAUACAUUAAGACCAGAACCUUGUGUUGAGGGUUAUUCAACUCCCGGUGGAUAUUCCUCAAAGGCUGUCCAUCCCAUUGCUCUUGCAAAAGUGAUGUCCAUUGCCCAAAUGAUGAAGAAUGAGUUCCCUGAUCCAACUCUGUCACUUUCUGGCAUAGGAGGAGUUGAAACUGGAAAUCAUGCAGCUGAGUUUAUACUGCUCGGAUCAAACACUGUUCAGGUUUGUACAGGAGUCAUGAUGCAUGGCUAUGGACUUGUGAAGAAACUCUGCUCUGAGCUAAAAGAUUUUAUGGCUAAGCAUAAUUUUUCAUCAGUUGAAGAUUUUCGGGGGGCAUCUCUUGGUUACUUCACUACUCAUACUGAAUUGGUACGGCGUCAACAAGAAGCUAUCAGGCAGAGGAAUGCCAUUCGAAAAGGAUUAGCAUCUGACAAGGACUGGACAGGCGAUGGCUUUGUUAAAGAGACAGAAACAAUGGUUUCUAACUGAAAACCAGGUGAAAAAGCUACUGUGGGCUUGCAUUUCUCCAUUUAUCAUAUGAGAUACUCAACGCAACACUUGUGUUGCUGAAUGGUGCAACACUUACAGUUACCGAAGGGCAUACGUUUCUGUUGUAUCUUUUGGACACAAGCUCAACAUUAGCUGUUGUAUCUUAUGGAUUUUAACUCAACACUGUCUAAAGCUUUAUCAUUAUAUUCAGUUUUUAGAAUUCGAUCUAAUAUCAUUUGGCAUUUUGUUUUUGUUGA